AUGAAGAGGAAGACAACUACUCCUAGUGCCAAGUGGGUUGCUUCGAAGGCAGUUUCUAUUCUUAAGAGGACACCUGAUAUGGGACCGAAGGAUAUGCAAAUCAAGCUGCAGGAUGAUCACAAGUGUGUCAUUGGCUACGAUACAGUUUGGAAGGGAUUGGAAAAGGCUUUCAAGGAAUUGUAUGGCAGCUGGGAAGAUAGUUUUGGCAUGCUUUAUAAUUGGAAAGCUGAGGUAAUUAUGAGGAUGCCAGGUAGUAUCAUUGAAAUUGAUGUAGAGGUAAAAGAUGGUCUACCUUAUUUUCAUAGAUUCUUCUGUGCACUUGGUCCUUGCAUUGAGGGUUUUCUGGAGGGAUGUAGGCCUUACCUUAUUAUUGACUCUACUGCACUAAGUGGGAGGUGGAAUGGUCAAUUAGCAACAACAUGUAGUGUAGAUGGUCAUAAUUGGAUGUAUCCUGUUGCAUAUGGUUUUAUUGAUAAAGAAACAUAUGAUAAUUGGAAGUGGUGGAUUGCACAAUUGCAUAAGGCUAUAGGGGAUGUUGAACCACUAGCUAUUUGUAGUGAUGCUUGCAAAGGAUUAGAAAAUGCUGUUAAGUAUGUAUUCCAUAUGGCAGAACAAAGAGAGUGCUUUAAACACCUUAUGGACAAUUAUGCCAAAAGAAAACGUCCAAACGCCGACAAUAUGUAUCCUGCAGCUAGAUCAUAUAGGAAAGAAGUGCAUGAGCAUCACAUAGCCAUAGUCAAAUCAGAUUUAGAUACAAAGGAGUGGUUGGAGCAACAUCACAAGCUCAAGUGGUUUAGAAGUGGAUUUAAUCCAGCUAUCAAGUGUGAUUAUGUCACCAAUAAUAUAGCUAAGGUUUUCAAUAAAUGGAUCAAAGAUAUCAAAGAUUUGCCUGUAUGUGAGCUUGCUGACAAGUUGAGGGAAAUGAUAAUGGUGUUAUGGCACAAGAGGAGAAAGAUUGGACAAAGGUUACAAGGUAAAAUUCUACCAGCUGUUAUACAUAUCUUGAAAGCACAAACUAGGGGCCUUAGUCACUUGAAUGUUGUACAAGGUGAUUAUUAUGCUGCACAAGUAGUUGAUAUAUCAGCUGCUAAUAUAAGACAUGUGGUGAAAGCUUACCUACAUGAGUGUACAUGUGAAGAGUGGCAACACACUGGGAAGCCAUGUCAACAUGCUUUAGCUCUUAUAACACAACAACCUUUCCGGGAUGUGAUGAUGGAAAACUUUGUGAAUGACUAUUACUCUGUGGAAAGGUUCAAGAAUGCAUAUAAGAGAAUCAUAGAACCACUUCCUGAUAGAUGUGGCCAAAACUUGACCUAUCAUUUGCAAUUGGUGCACCACUUGGUAGAAGAAGUGUUGGCCGACAAAGGAAAAAUAGAAUCAAAGGUGCUCUUGAAGGUGGUCAAAGCAAGAAGAAAUCUAAUGUUGAAGGAAUGA
Messenger RNA from Striga hermonthica, 1434 nucleotides. The record is from the annotation of a GenBank genome assembly. NCBI's taxonomy places the organism in Eukaryota, Viridiplantae, Streptophyta, Magnoliopsida, Lamiales, Orobanchaceae.